This is a messenger RNA of Cucurbita maxima (winter squash), 2517 nucleotides long. RefSeq lists its product as uncharacterized. Lineage: Eukaryota; Viridiplantae; Streptophyta; Magnoliopsida; Cucurbitales; Cucurbitaceae. The record is from RefSeq and is a predicted model, not a curated record. The coding region runs from base 58 to 1773 and encodes 571 amino acids. The transcript has 4 exons.
GACCCACUCUUCAUAAUACGCCUCCCUUCCUCCUCCUUUUUCUUCCUCACGUUAUCAAUGGCGAAAAUGAAGAAAUUCCAGGUCAAAUUGGGAGAUUUGAAGCUCCAUGGAUUCGGUAAUGAAAAGGAAGCAAUCGCCAUUGAAAUCAAAUGGAAAGGUCCCCAGAGACAUUCCAUUUUAUCCGUUCCUUUCUACGGAAAAUCCCCUCUCCAAACCGACCGCACCACCGCCCAACGACCCCUAAUCCAAACCCUCCAAUGGGAUCACGAAUUCCUCAGCAUUUGUGAAUUUGAGUUCGCCGAUGACUCUUCCACUGCCUCCUGGGACACCAAAUUCUACGUCUUACUCGAAGAAUCCACAAAAUCCAAGACGAAAUUCUCUGUUUUAGGGAAGGCGUCGCUGAAUUUAGCGAAAAUGCUUUUGGAAAUGGAGACGAAAGUGGAGCGAAAUGUUCCGAUUAUGUUGAAGGAUGCUCCACAUCAAGUUACGCUUUCUGUGCGUGUGAAUUUUGUGGAGGUCAGGGAUGAUUCGGACACGAUUCAGCAACAGGACAAGGAGGGCUUUUUGAAAGCGUUGAAAGAUCUAACCAGCUUCAGGAAGAAGAACAGAGACAAGGGUAAAGCGAUUUCAUCGGACGGUCAAAACAGAGCUUUGGGGGAUCCAAAGGAGGAAGAUGGAGGCGAUCAAAAGCAGCUGGGGAAAUUGUUGUCCAAGAAGAGGCGGCUGAGUUUCAGCUUUAGAUAUUCUAAGGGGAAAGUCGAGCCGUGGUCGGAGAAAACCAACACGGCGGUCAACGACGGAGUUUCCGUUGACCGACAGCAACACGACACCGAGCCCACCGCCCCCAUUUCAACCACUUCUCAAACGGAGAAAGGAGAAAGCACAGAGAUUUCUUUGGAAAUUGAUGAACAAAAUAAAGAAGACAGCAGAGGGAGGUGGGAAACUAAAGAAAUAGUUAGUAGAGAUGGCAAGGCAAAGCUGAAGACAGAGGUGUUCUUUGGCUCGUUUGACCAGCGGAGUGAGAAGGCGGGUGGUGAGAGCGCCUGCACGGCGAUAGUCGCCGUGAUCACCCACUGGCUGCACUCGAAUUACGGUGCGAUGCCAACACGACCGGAACUCGACAACCUCAUAAUGGAAGGUUCAUCCGAAUGGCAAAAGCUUUGCAAUAACCACUGUUACUCAAACUCCUUUCCCAACAAGCAUUUCGACCUCGAGACCGUUAUGGAAGCCGAUGUCCGACCGAUCACUGUUUCAGCUGAAAAUUCAUUCGUGGGGUUCUUCAGCCCGGAGAAAUUCAACUGCUUGUCGGAAGCAAUGUCGUUCGAGCAAAUAUGGAAUUUGGUCAAUACUAAAACUUGUCCAAAUUACGAAACGAGAGUUUACAUCGUGAGUUGGAACGAUCAUUUCUUCGUGUUGAAGAUGGAAGAGGAUGCUUGUUACAUUGUUGAUUCGCUGGGGGAACGACUGUUCGAGGGGUGUAAUCAAGCCUACAUCUUGAAGUUUGAUAGCUCGAGUUUGAUGUACGAGAGCAAAGAGGAAGGAGAGGUUGGGGAAUUGGUUUGCAAGGGAAAAGAGUGCUGCAGAGAGUUUUUUGAAAGGUUUCUUGCGGCCAUAACCAUUGAAGAGCUGGAAGAAGAGCAGAAGAAGCAGAGUAGCUGUAGUUUUAUACCCCAUCAGAGGCUGCAGAUUGACUUCCAUUUUAGUAGCCCUGUUGUUUCAUCCUUGUCAACUUCCCCUUGCUCUAUUUUCUCUGAUCAAGACUUUGUAUCAUAAUUCAGAACCCCAAAACUCCAAUCCUUUUUUAAGAUACAGUGUAAAGCUUCUCCCAGAUUUCGCUUCGCUCAUUAUGCAAAUAAAUAAAACUCCUAUUCACCUUGCUUUCUUUGGGUUAUUCAUUUCUUAUAAGAGUAUGGAAGCUUAGAAGGGAUAGCCCAAAGAUAACAAUAACUACUAGCUAACGAUGGACUUUAUAGUAGCUAACGCUGGGCUUGAGCGGUUAGAAAUGGUAUCAAAGUCAUACACUAAGCGGUGUGCCAACAAGGACGAUGGUUUCCAAGGGAGAUGGAUAUUGAGAUCCCACUUAAAGAGAGGUACAAAGCAUUCCUUAUGAGGGUGUGAAAACCUCUCCGUUGAGAGAAAGUCCAAAACGGACAAUAUCUACUAGCAACGGACGGUUACAAGCAAAAAGUGCGGAAUAAUGACGGGUGGGAAAGGGGAAGAAUGAGGCAUGUAAUGGAAAAUGACUCAUAGCAUCAUCAUGUUGAUGAAAUCUGUUUGAAUCUCUGUUUCUCUAAGCAACUUCCUGAUAUGAAAAAGCAAGUUUAACCAAAAGCAUCAAGCUUUGUGUACCUUAACAAUGGAUAAAACAAGAAUUAUCUAUAUGAGACCCCACAGAGAACUAAUGUCACCACUCAUUAAAAGUUGAACGCAGAGACUUCCAUCCAGACAUUCAAUGAUCAAUUCAUUCAGCCCUUUCCCAAAAAGAACAAAGAUGAUAAAGCAAAAGGAAAAAAAAAA